GCGUGUUUGUCGGAACCAGCAAAAUGAUUUACAGAAUAAAUUUUAUAGAAUUUAAAGUAAAAGAAAAUGAAAUCGAGCUUGGAACAUAGCACUCUAAUACUUAUUAUAUUAAAAUAAGUCAAGACUUUUUCGUCUGCGUGGAAGAGUGGGACCAACAGAAAUAUAUAUCAAAAUAAUGGGAUUUUGACGUAAAAAAGAAGGAAGGAAGAUUUUCUGGAAAAUAACCACUCUUGAAUACAAACAUUGAGCGCAUACUGUUAUGGUGGUAGAAAAAUAAAGAACAAGACUUCGAACGGAACAAUAAAUGAUGUCGGUAUCAAAUUAUUCUGUAUAAAUAUUCAUAAUUUAAUUGCAACUAUAUAAAAAUGUCCACAACGAGUUGCACCGAAUAAAUUGGGAAAGUGUGGGCUGAAUAUAUAGAUAGAUAACAGAUAGGUAUAUAGGUAGAAAGAUUUGGAACAUGGUUCGGGAAGUUUAACGUUAGUAAGAGUUUUCAGAAAAGGCAAGAGGUGCGCUAGUGUUCCCCUAAGCUACCCCCAGCCUUACUACCCCCACCCUUCCGUUUGAGCUCCCCUAGCUAGUGCAAAUCUCGGCGGAUGAAUGUUUUCUUAAGGGAUUCUUCCUGAAAGCGACGCGAAAAUCUGAGAAGAGCCGACCAAGCUGAAAGUUCGAAAAUUAACUGAAAGUCAGCUAUAAUGGAGAGUGGAAGUAAUUUGCUUACCCCGGGUAGUUAUCCCGGUGGAGAUCGUCAACAGUUUUGCGUAUCAUGGAAUUCCCAUCAGUCAAACAUGCACAGCGCAUUUCCAAAACUGUUGAGUUCAGAGCAAUUUGUGGAUGUUACUUUGGCCUGUGACGGAGGAUCAAUAAAAUGUCACAAAGUGGUGUUAUCAGCUUGUAGCGAUUAUUUGGAACGCUUAUUGUUGGAAAUACCGUGCUCCCAUCCAAUUAUUUUUUUGAGAGACAUGAAAAUGUGGGAACUUCAAGCUUUGGUGGAAUUCAUGUAUCGUGGAGAAGUAUACGUAGAGCAACAGCAACUUGCUAAACUAAUGCAGGCUGCUGAAGUUUUACAGGUUCGCGGUUUAUCUACUCAAGGGAACGACAAUUGUUUAAGUAGUUUGCAACAAUGCGAUUCUAACGCUUCUGUUGCACCAUCUACAACAGCACAACCGGAAGAACCCGAUUUCAAAAAAGAAGAUUCUAUGUCCGACGAUGGAACCUCGAGUACUAAUUUUUUGGAAGCUACCUCGCUUGCCGCGCCUAGUACGGCGAGCGCGAGUGCCCCGUCACACAGUAACACACCGGUUUCGCAAAAUCCCAAUUCCUCGAAUUUUAUGAACAUGGAACACAGCGAAGCGUUACAACAUUUGGAGAAAGCACUUAGCGCUUGCGAAGCAACUUUAACUGAAACCCAAGGCAUGGUUAAAAUGGAACCGGACGAACAAUUUACUCAGCAGCAGCAAGAUAAACCAUACUCCAUCAGUAUGGUACCGAGCAGUAAUUGUAACCCUAGUAGUCCGUUUCCUGCGAUCGAAGGUUACCAGAGACGACAAAGACGCUCGGAAGAAGAAUUGAAGCAAGCUUCGGAUAUGGUGGCACGUGGUAUGACGUUUCAAGUUGCUUCGGAAAAAUACAAAAUUCCGAUAAGUACGAUUCGAUUCUAUAUGGUUAGAAAAGGUAUAUUACAAAGGCGAAAACGCGGUCGUGGCUCGAGUAAUCUUGGCAUGAACAGUCAACCGGGAAGUCCCGCGAGUCCGCCAUAUCAUAUGAUGAAUUAUCGUUUGCCAGAAAGCCUAAACUCCAGCCUACCGUAGUGCUGUACGAAAAGUAGCGAGUUUUUAGAUUUGAGUUGAAUCGAACAAAUUUUUUUAUCGCCGUAUCGGAGCUGUUCCAGACUGUCACCGUUCGCAUCUUAAUUGACUCACACUGAGUUAUCCGUUUUUCUUUUCGUUUUUUUUUUUAUUUUUUUUUUUUUAAUCUUUUCAUUUCGUUUAAUCCCAGUGCGAGUGCGUUUUCGCCGAACUGCUCGUUAGAUUCUCAGCACAUUUAUUGCAUUUACGGAAGGCAGUAAUUUAUAAGGAAAUAAUUGACAAUGUGUACGUAUCGUACACGAUAGGUAUGAUUUUAGUCUCGAACAGCUCGAUUCCGUGUACAUAAAGGCACCAUACACGAACUUUCGAACGCAGCAUCGUGAUCGAGGAGGAAAGCGAUGAAAUCACAAAGAGGCAAUGUAUUUUGUUUGCUAAAUAAUGAAAUUGGUAGACAAAAGAAUUUUUGCUAUAUUGAUUUAAUCGAAUAACCACAAGUAGUUUGUUGGUCUUAUAAUUUUUUCUUUUUUUUUUAUAUCUCUUUUUGUCUGUCUAUUAUAACGCGUAGAUUAAGAAAGUAGAUGUAUCGAUGCAGCGUUCGAAAGUCACCUGUACGGUUCAGUUUUGGACCGUGUUCCGUUCUUCUACUUAGUGACAUAUACACCUUGCGUACAUUGAUAGCGUAAGAGGUAUUUUUUUGAGUCCUAUACACAGAUUGCUACAACAGAUUUACAAAACACGGUUCACAGAGAAGAUUGAACGCGUCACGCGAAUCAUAUUUUUACGAUCGCUCGAAAAUAAAUCUUUUGAUAAUACGUAUCCGUAGGGUAGGUUCUUUUUUAUUAUGUCGUAUUUAUAUAUGUAUAUGUAUAUAUGCAUAUAUAUUAGGAAUAUAUAUGUAUGUAUGUAUGUACGUAUGAAUGUAUAAAUAUGUGUGGGCGCUCGCGUGUGUAUAUUUCAUGAAAAAUGUGUAUGUAUUUCUCUGUUAAGUUGGUCCCUUCGAAUCGGUGAUAAAACGAUGAAUUAAUCCGUGGUUCCGAGGUACCGAAUUUUCGUCAUUUUCUUCUUAUUGAAUCGAGCAGAAUGUAACAAGUUAUUCGCGGUAAAUACGCUCACUUUCUGAUCGGCAGGAAAUCGGUGGUAACGAUACGCUCGAAGCUCGCGAUCAAAUUCGAUGACACGUGGAUAUAUUGUAAUUGCAUCGAGAUCGUUUGCUUCGUUCACGAAUGAACAAUUUAGUCACUACAUUAAAGACUGGGUAAGACACGUGGCUGAGCAGCAACCACGUAGAAUCUUAUUGUACUGCAAAUCUGGAUCUAUAUUACACAAAUAUUUUUGUAGACACUUUGUCGCGGAAAGUGUCUUCUUUCUGCCUUUGUACGUGCAUGUGUACAUGUAUAUAUACAUCCUCUGACAUACAUAAACAUAAUGCAUUCUCAUUCAUUACAUAUACCACACGGGUAUAUGUGUAUAUACACAUGCAUGUGCACGUAAAGAACACGUAUAUACAUACACAUAAAGUAUACAGUUGCGAGUAUAUAAGUUGUCGAUGCGUAUACAUUUACAUAUAUGUACAUACGUAGCACAUGAACAUGUAUGUAUUAAUAAUUUGAUACUCGACGCACGAAGAACCGGUACUCGUUCGAAGGAAAGUUGAUGAUCAUUGCUUCGUCAAAAACGUGAGAUAAUACGAACGAUCAUGGUGUACAUGGCGUAAUGCUUUUUACAUGCUAGUGUACAAAAAAAAAAGAAAGAAAAAAAAACAAAAGUAAUUAAUAAUCAAUCGUCAGAAUCGAGCAGUUUUCAUAAAAAUCGUUCAAAUACGCGAUCUUUGAAUAUUUUUACGAACACUGAGUCUGCCUUUUUGAAUGAUUACAAUGAUUAUUAUACAUUGAAAUCCGUAGCGUACACGUAGUAGAAAUAUCGCGCGUGUUUGCGCGGACGUACACGGGUCCUCUAUACAAUGUAAAACGUAAAAAAAA
Molecule: messenger RNA, 3787 nt
Organism: Osmia lignaria (orchard mason bee)
Lineage: Eukaryota; Metazoa; Arthropoda; Insecta; Hymenoptera; Megachilidae
Biological process (GO): regulation of transcription by RNA polymerase II
Cellular component (GO): nucleus
Molecular function (GO): protein binding
Source: RefSeq, a predicted model, not a curated record